Molecule: messenger RNA, 765 nt
Organism: Pichia membranifaciens NRRL Y-2026
Lineage: Eukaryota; Fungi; Ascomycota; Pichiomycetes; Pichiales; Pichiaceae
Exons: 1
Coding region: 1-765 (254 amino acids)
Biological process (GO): protein import into nucleus
Cellular component (GO): nuclear pore; cytoplasm
Molecular function (GO): GTPase activator activity
Source: RefSeq, a predicted model, not a curated record
AUGUUCGGAAGCGACAAUAAUGUUUUCUCUUCCAGCUGUAAGAAAACACAAGCAAAGGUUGGAAAAGACUUACACAAUGCAGAAAGGACUGUACUGGGAAAUGAUUUAUCCGAAGCAGCAAGCACUGUAGUAGAAACUGACAGCAAAGAACAUAAAAAUGAAACCAGUGAGUCAGGGAAUGAGACCACCGAUAAAGAUAACAAUGUAACAAGUAAAAAAGCACCAGUUUUUGGGAGUGGUUCCACGUUCGGGAAUGCAUUUCAAGCCGCCAUUAACAAGAAAUCGGUAUUUGAAGAGUUGGAUUCUCGUGACACAGGAAAAAAAGCUGAUGAUACAACUGAAAAGGAUGUAUAUAAAAAAGUGCAUCUUGAGAAGCAAGAUGUGAAGUCGGGAGAAGAAAAUGAGGAAACCAUUUUCCAAGUAAAGGCUAAAUUGUAUCAUAUGGAACUUUCGAAGAUGUCUCUGGGAUGGAAGGAACGGGGAUUUGGAAUAAUAAAAGUGAACAGGUUUAUCAAGUCACCAGCAGAAAAUUAUACCUCCCGGCUAGUCAUGAGACAAAAUGGAAAUUUGAAACUAAUUUUGAAUCUUCCGAUUAUGAAUGGCUUUCAAGUAUUAAAAGGAAUGCCUAGUUCUCUGACAGCAAACAAAUUUAUAAGGUUACAAGUGCUCGAAGGUGGUGAGCCUGUACAGUAUGCAAUCAAGGUGGGCCAGCCUGAAAAUGCCGAAAAACUGUUUGGUUCUAUCAGAGAUCAAAUUCCGAAAUAG